AUGGCCGAUAAAAAAGGCUAUGAAGAAGCUAUUGAAGCUACUCGCGCUGUUCUGCGCGCUUUCGGCGUAUGGCCAAACCGUCACAAAAUUAGUGAAAACUGGCUCUCUCGUAGUCAUUUCCUUGCACCGGCAUUUUUAAUAAUUUGUUUUAUCAACAUUCCUCAGACUUUGAAAAUUAUAAAGGUGUGGCGCAAUUUGAAUGAAGUUCUGGACAUUUUGGUGACCGCUAAUAUUCCAAGCUUUGUAGCUCUUAUAAAACUACUGUGUGUUAGGUACAAUAAAAAAGUUAUAGGACUAUUGCUAGUAUCGAUGGAAAACGAUUGGAAGAGUCUAAAAACUCUCGUGGAGACACGGAUCAUGUGGAAAAAUGGAAAAUUAGGAAGUUUAAUAACGUUAGUAAUAUAUACCCUUACGUGCGGAAGUUAUGUGGCAUAUGUGAUAAUGAUCACUUAUAUAAAUGUGGGCGGAUCCAAGCAAGAAGAUGUAAUAACGCUUAACGAGAGCAAAAAACUUCGACCGCUUUACAUGAGGUCAUACUUCAUCUAUGACGUACAGAAAACUCCGGUUUAUGAGAUCAUAUGGAUAUUUCAAUUCGUAUCUAUGGGCGUAGCUACGUUUACGUUCAUGGCGGUCGAUUCUCUCUUUGCCGUAUUAAUGAUGCACCUGUGUGGUCAACUUAUUAAUCUGCAGGAACGCCUUAAAAAUUUUACGAACAUGUUGGGGCAAACCAAAACACGAAAUUUUUCAUAUCAACUUUCGACGAUUGUCUCGAGACAUGAGCAGUUGAAUAGAUUUGCUAAAGCUAUUGAAAAUGCCUUCAACACUAUGUUUUUAGUGCAAAUGUUGCUCAGUGGUAUGGUGCUUUGUUUACAAGGUUACCAGAUCGUUAUAAUCUUAACUGGUCGUGAUACCGUUCAAAUUAUUGAAUUACUUUUUAUGGUCUACUAUACACUUUGUUUUGCCUUUAGCUUAUUUGUUUAUUGUUAUAUAGCAGAAAUUUUACGAAUCGAGAGUAUGGAAAUAGGCAAUGCAGCAUAUCACUGUGAUUGGUAUGAUUUAUCUGCUUUUGAAAGAAGACUUUUUAUUCUAACAAUUAUUCGUUCCAAAACGCCUUUUGAAAUUACUGCAGGAAAAUUUGCAGCUUUUUCCCUAGAAUUCUACUGUAGCAUUUUGAAAACCUCGGGUGGCUAUCUCUCAGUGUUACUUGCCGUACAAGACAGAUUAGCUGCUUGA
Molecule: messenger RNA, 1233 nt
Organism: Nasonia vitripennis (jewel wasp)
Lineage: Eukaryota; Metazoa; Arthropoda; Insecta; Hymenoptera; Pteromalidae
Gene: Or12
Product: odorant receptor 12
Exons: 7
Coding region: 1-1233 (410 amino acids)
Biological process (GO): sensory perception of smell; detection of chemical stimulus involved in sensory perception of smell
Cellular component (GO): plasma membrane
Molecular function (GO): odorant binding; olfactory receptor activity
Source: RefSeq, marked inferred